This is a messenger RNA of Anguilla rostrata (American eel), 2865 nucleotides long. It is a transcript of the gene eya3, whose product is annotated as EYA transcriptional coactivator and phosphatase 3. The record is from RefSeq and is a predicted model, not a curated record. Gene Ontology annotation, molecular function: protein tyrosine phosphatase activity. Gene Ontology annotation, cellular component: nucleus. Gene Ontology annotation, biological process: cell differentiation; negative regulation of extrinsic apoptotic signaling pathway in absence of ligand; multicellular organism development. The coding region runs from base 311 to 2146 and encodes 611 amino acids. The transcript has 19 exons. Lineage: Eukaryota; Metazoa; Chordata; Actinopteri; Anguilliformes; Anguillidae.
CGACUCCAUUCCCUCAUCACUUGGCUUUGUGCAAAAUAAUGGACGUUUUAUGGACUUCAAUGAACCAGGUAAGGGUGAACGCCUGCGCAAUACCGACUGGCGGAACUUCCGGCAAAAUAGUGCCCCUAACAACAGACCCAGGCGAGUGAAGUAGGAUCAUUACGAAGAAAUUGAACACGUUGACUCGAAUAAAGAGCGUUACCCUAAUGGGUCCGGACAGCCUCCGCACGCGCUCCCAGUGAAGCCCGCAGCCCCGCCCCCAGCGCCGUGGCCCCCUGACUACAGCCCCCCGCCCCACCCCCUUCUGAAGAUGGACGAGCUGCAGGAUCUGCCCGAGCUUCCGACUAAGAAGCCUCGGCAGGAGCUGGACGUUGGCCUGGAAAAGGGUCCGAGGGGAGGGGGGGUUACCGACGGCAACAGCCCGUCAGAUGCGGGCAAUCCAGCCGUCCUGGGGUCGGACCUAAACCCUUUCCCCCCUCCUACUGGCGCCCAGCUGGAAGGGAGUCGCAGGUCAGAGGCGGGGACAGAAGCUCAACCCUGCAAUGAGACCAGUGACUCAUUUACGCACCCCGCUGUGACCUGCAAAGGCCUCACCACCACCUCUAGUGAUUAUUCUACACAACUCUGCCAAGGAACCAGGUCCCUGGGACACGUCCUGUCCCCCCCCGCCGUUCCGGCAGUCACCUCGUACCCGAGCCAGCCGUCCUUCCCCCCGCUGGCCCAGUCCACCAUCUACAGCGCCUUUCCCCCCGCCAGCCAGGGCUACGGCCUGCCCCCCUUCGGAACCAUGUGGCCAGGCAUAAAGACGGAGACGGGGCUGCCCGAGGCGCCCUCUGUAGGUCAGCCAGGGUAUCUCAGCUUCAGCACCGCGUAUACCUCAACCCAGCCCGGCCAGGCGCACUACUCGUACCCGAGCCAAGGGUCGAGCUUCAACACCUCCAGCGUGUACACCUGCAUCCCCUCCGGUACCGCGGCAACGACGGCGUCCACCACCGCAGCCCAGCAGGAGUAUAACUACAGCACCCUGGGCCAGGGCACGUUCCCUCAGUUUUACACGCCCCCCAGCUACGCCACGGCGGGCCUGACCAUCACCAGCGCCGAGGGGGACGGCGUGAACAUCACAGGCUACCCCGUCCCGAAGACGGAGGGCAGCUCCACGGCCGGGCUGCCCGGCGAAUCAGAUGCCUCGUCGGGCGUGGCCCUCAACCCGCCGCCCUGCGACCCGGAGGAGGCGGGCCGUCGCAACAGCGGCGGGAAAGCCAAGGGCAAGGCCAAGAAGACUGACAGCUCCCAGUCCGCCGACAACGACCUGGAGCGGAUCUUUCUGUGGGAUCUGGACGAGACCAUCAUCGUCUUCCAUUCCCUCCUCACCGGGACCUUCGCACACAAGUUUGGCAAGGAGCCGUCCACCGUCCUGAACCUGGGCCUGCAGAUGGAGGAGCUGAUCUUCGAGCUGGCGGACACGCACCUGUUCUUCAACGACCUGGAGGACUGCGACCAGGUUCACGUGGAGGACGUGUCCUCCGACGACAACGGGCAGGAUCUGAGCAACUACAACUUCAUGGCGGACGGCUUCAGCAGCUCCGGGGGCGGCGGCGGCGGCGGCGGCGGGGGGGGCCCGGGCUCCGCCAGCGGGGUGCAGGGGGGCGUGGAGUGGAUGCGAAAACUGGCCUUCCGCUACCGGCGCCUCCGGGAGAUCUACAACAGCUACAAGAGCAACGUCGGGGGCCUGCUGAGCCCCAUGAAGAGGGAGAUGCUCCUGAGGCUCCAGACGGACAUCGAGAACGUGACGGACGCCUGGCUGAGCACCGCCCUCAAGUCCCUGCUCCUCAUCCAGUCCAGGGGCAGGUGUGUGAAUGUGCUGGUCACCACGACCCAGCUGGUCCCUGCGUUGGCCAAGGUGCUACUCUACGGCUUGGGAGACGUCUUCCCCAUCGAGAACAUCUACAGUGCCACCAAAAUAGGGAAAGAGAGCUGCUUUGAGCGAAUCGUCUCUCGUUUUGGGAAGAAGGUAACGUACGUGGUGAUCGGAGACGGCCGGGACGAGGAAUUUGCAGCCAAGCAGCACAACAUGCCGUUCUGGCGCAUAUCCACACACGCAGACCUGGUGUCCCUGCACCAAGCCCUGGAGCUGGACUUCCUGUAGAGGGUCAGGGGCGAGAGAGGGGGGAUUGGGCGAUGUGGAGCCCAGCCCCUCCCCUGUCUGCCUCGACCACGCCCCCUUCCAGCCCCUUGCAGCUUGACCCUCCCCGCCUCUCCCCUGCCCCCCCCCCCAGCCCACCAUGCUACAGUGGUACAGGAGCCUGGUAUGUUUGUGAUUCACACCGAACUGGACAGGACCCAACACCGGGUCAGUCUCUGCAAACCCUGCCCAUCCCAUCCCCCCUCCCCCCCUCCACCCACCUGACGGCAGCUAUCCACUCUGGGGCCGGCCCUGUCACAAGCAGCACAUCUGUACAGGACUGAGGAGAACAGGAGGAGGGGGAGCAGUCUCUCUGUCUCUCUCUCUCUUCCUCUCUCUCCCCCUACCCCCCUAUCUCUGUCUCUGUCUCCCUCACCACAGAACAGACCAAAGGUUCGCACUGAGCUCAAAACUUUGAGGUGAUUUAGGUUUUGUUCUUUACUGUGAUUUUUUUUUCCCACACACAUUAGGGCUAUUCAUCAAACAGUGACGUCAUCUUAAAUUCACCACCUGUUUAUGUGAAUACCUGCACUCAUAUAAACACACGUACACACACUGACCCACACACACACACACACACACACAGACCUUUUGUGCAGAAUUAACAUCCCUUCUUGUGGGCCAUCGAAGCCUUUACCUAACGUUCGGUUAUGAUCCUGGUUUGCUGUUCUUAAAGUAAUGAU